UUUUUUGCUUUUUCUUUCCUCGACGAAACUUUCGUGUUGGAGCGCGAAAUCGUUUGGUCGUGGACUUCAUUGAACUGGAACGCGGCUCCCGUACCGAGUUAUUCCGCACUCAACCUCUGGCGUCAUCAAAUCAAGCCCAACGUCCAAAAAAAUUUCCUCGACCUUCAACGGUAGUCUAGCACGGCUUGACACUUGAUACCGGAUUUAUCCACCAAGGGCACAGAGUCUGCGCUUGCAGAGAUUCGAUCAUCAUCACUUUACCAGAAUUGAUCGGAGAGGAGAGUUCCUACGUCUUUAGUCGACAUUCGAUUUGCGAUCUAAAAGUCUGGGCACGUCGAAUGUUCCUGCGCUCAAGUACAUCAACACCCGCCUUCCUUCCCCACUCUCGAUUAUGGACACUUCCCACUACAACCCGAAUGCUCUGAAUAACAAUUCACCAUACGGCAAUCUUCCAGGGAUUUCUCCACACCAACUCCAGCAGAACUCCAACAUCCCCCAACAUACGUUACCCCCACUGCAAGCUCCACAGCAUGCCAUGCAGUCCCUCUACGGCAGCGCACCGCAUACUCCACGAACUCCAGCGACCCCGAAUACGCCUGGAUCAGCGAAUCAGAUGGGAUUCCCCCAGAUGCAAGGUCAACAGCAACAGCAGCAGCGUCCAAACCAGAUGAUGUACAGCAAUAACUACCAGCAAGCACCACAAGGCUACCGCACCUCAGGUCCGAUGAUGAACUCGGCACCCACCGCCAUGUCUCAUCCGCAACCCAUUGCUCCAGCUCCGGCGCAGAAUCGAUUAGCCCAACCGCUGCGGCCCAUGCCUCCAAACGGUCUCCAGCACAUGUCGGGCAUGCAAUCUCCCUACCAGAAUAGUAUGAUGAUGCCAGAAAUUGAUCCACCAACUCACGUUGUGGGCUCUCAAGGACGACGAGGCAUUCUUCCCAGUGCUCCGGGUCGGCCAGCUGUGUCGGCAACUGCAACAGGCAAGAAUGCAAUGAUUCCGGCCAAGGAUGCUGAUGGAAAAUUCCCCUGCCCUCACUGCACAAAAACAUACCUUCAUGCUAAACACUUGAAGCGUCAUCUUCUGCGACACACUGGUGAUCGGCCAUACAUGUGUGUACUUUGCCGAGACACUUUCUCGCGAAGUGAUAUCUUGAAGCGUCACUUCCAGAAGUGUUCUAUCCGUCGUGGAAAUCCCACAGGUGCAAGCCACUUGUCCCACGCGCAAGCACACUUGAAGAAGUCGCACCCAGGCCCCCACAAGAGCAGCAACUCAAUGUCAAACGAGAAUGAUCUGAUGGGUACCAACGGCAUGGCCGGUCAGCCUUCUGGCAUUCCAUUAUUUGGGGUCAUUCCCGAUGGUAGCGUCCCUGACGCUGGCUCGAACUUGACAGAUGAGCAAGCUGAGCAGUUGUCCCGAUCGAACAGCAUGAAGCAGCUCAGCAUGGGUGCGGGACGUGAUGGAAGAGGCAUGAAUGGGCCCGGUGUAGGAGGAUCGAAUCGAGGUAGUUUCGAUCAAGGCUAUGCCGGUGGAAUAGCCAGCACCAUGCCUCCCGGUAUGAAUACUCCACUGUCGUUCAGUAUACCCCAGGGACAAAACACCCACUCAUACAGUCAGGGCUAUGAUUAUGCCUCUCAUGGCAACGGUUCCACCAUGCAAUCGCAUUCCUCUACCGGACAAGAUUGGCCUCAAAUGUUCGCCCAUAACCAACAAAACAACUUUGUCAACCCCUACAAUCCAAAUAUCUCCACCUCACACGUAGCCAUCAAGACCGAACCGUCCCUCAACCACCACGCGAACGGUCUACCAAUCAUCAAGAACGAACCUUCUCUAAACCACAUCACCAACGGUCUCUCGUUCCCCGGCGUUUAUCCUGGCCUUACGAGUGGCAUCACCAAUCCUUCUCAAUUCUCGUCUUGGAAUCUCCAAAAUCACCCCCUAGAAGAGAUUUCAGGUAGAUUGUUAUAUUUCUGCUUUCCCAACAAUCAGGUCAUUGGCCGGAGCAAUGACAUCAGAAAAUACCUCUCUGCCGAUAACAUUAAGCAUUUCUUAGAGCAGUUUUCCAGCUUCCAGGGUCACUUCCCGAUCAUCCACAUGCCAACCUUCCGAAUCGCAGAGGCAUAUGACGGGCUGCUGUUAAGUAUGAUUUGCAUAGGAGCUGUUUAUUCCAAUCGCAUGACUUCAACCCAAGUUCGAGAAAUGAUGGAACUUGCAAAAGUGGUGAUUGAACGCAACUCUCAAGUCUUUGCAGCUGUUUCCAGGGAGCAAACUGGUGACUCCGGAUUCGGUGGUGAACUCAUCGGCGCAAGCAAAUCCGAACUGGAACAAAUUACUGCGGUGUUCAUGAUGCAAGUAUUAUUUACAUGGCACGGCACCCCAUUGCAGCGCGAAAAGGCCCGUCGUGAAUUCCCUCUGGUUGCUGAGCUUGCUAGAAGAGCAGGUUUGCCCAGACCCAUGACGACUACCCCAUUCAGCGUUCUCCAUCAAGCAAAUGUUACAGUCGAGAAUUUCAACGCUGCGAGCUUCGAUUGGAAUGCCUGGGUUGAACAAGAGAAGCGCUCACGCUUGAUGUAUACGAUCUUCCUCAUAGAUGCCGCGAUGGUCAUCUAUUUCAACUCCUCCCCAUUAUUUGAGAGAGACGAGAUUCGCAUUCCACUGCCCGCGGACGAUGCUGCUUGGGACGCGCCUUCUGGUUCUGAAUGUGCUAGCGCUCUUGGUCUCCAUGGUGCCGCCGUUGCCCGAAACAAGAAUGUUGAGGGAAGUCGUCGCCCAAAGCAACCUGAAAUGCACGCUGCUUUGAAGGCUCUGAUGGAUUACAACAUUCACCCUGGAACUACGAACCUCUACUCGAAAUUCAUUCUUGUACACGCGUUGCAUGUGCAAUUAUGGACUGCUCAGAGACAAGCAUCUCUGCUGGAGUCGGGUCAGCCAUUGUCAUUCCCUUCCAGUGGCUCGAGUACCCCCAUUCUGCAGCAUGACUGGGUCAGAGGAAUCGAUCCUACCGGCAGUGGACCGCACAGCGCCAACACGAGUGGAAGAGUGACGCCUGUAGACUCGCUCAACCAUUCAUCUCAAACACUAAAGGCUAUCAACGGUGCGUUCGAUAAGUGGAAGAAGGCAUGGGAUGAUGACAUGGCGACUCAAUACCCACCUUCGUCUACACAAUACCGCAGAUUCGGAUUUUGUAGGGAUGCGGUACACUUCUAUUGGCUCGCCAAGUACUUGAUGAAGAGCAAUCGUGGAUUGGACUGGCAGAUGGCUCCCGACCAGCGUUUUGCACAAGUCAUGAGCAUUCUCAAGUCAGUCAAGACUUGGGUCGUCUCUGAUAGUGCCAAGCGUGGAGAGGAACUUGGUUCAGUGGCAGACAUUGACAAAGAUUACGGAACAAUGGACCUAACCCUUGACAUGGCUCAAUUGUUCAGGAAGAUGACUGAUGCAGACUCGCCCGUUACCGGUGUACAUACGAAUAUUGGAGGCGGAAUGGCAUAGACAUGGAUGGGAGGCUACAUAUUAGAGGAUUUGCAUUGCGUGAGGGCGUUCUUGCUUUUUAUACGUUUCCCAUGCCACAUGGACAUGGUUUGAUGCAUAUGCAUCUAUGGAAAAGUUUGGCACUUGAUUGUGCUCACGAGGUUGGGUCAUCUUAAUGAUGAGCUAUUGCAUGGUGGUGGACUUUUGCUUUCUAGACUUACGAAAAUGCGCUGAGAUAGAUGGACGUUGCUUUGCAUGAUGGGCUGUUGCACGGAUUUGCUAGUGAGUUUGGAUCUUGCCUUGGAGCAAGUUGUGCGUAGAAUGUAGAUAGCAAUGAAUAGCUUGCUACUGAGUCUGAAAUUUGCAUUAAAUUAGAACUCCCAUUUCUAUUUGAGGCAGAGAUUAUUCUGAUGACCCAAAGGCUCUCUGGCCAU
Molecule: messenger RNA, 3900 nt
Organism: Mollisia scopiformis
Lineage: Eukaryota; Fungi; Ascomycota; Leotiomycetes; Helotiales; Mollisiaceae
Exons: 2
Coding region: 392-3487 (1031 amino acids)
Biological process (GO): DNA-templated transcription; regulation of transcription by RNA polymerase II
Cellular component (GO): chromatin
Molecular function (GO): DNA-binding transcription factor activity, RNA polymerase II-specific; RNA polymerase II cis-regulatory region sequence-specific DNA binding; zinc ion binding
Source: RefSeq, a predicted model, not a curated record